Messenger RNA from Nannizzia gypsea CBS 118893, 324 nucleotides. RefSeq names its product stress responsive A/B barrel domain-containing protein. NCBI's taxonomy places the organism in Eukaryota, Fungi, Ascomycota, Eurotiomycetes, Onygenales, Arthrodermataceae. The coding region runs from base 1 to 324 and encodes 107 amino acids. The record is from RefSeq and is a predicted model, not a curated record. The transcript has 2 exons.
AUGGCCAUCCACCGUAUAACCUUCUUCAACAUCCCCAACCCAGAUGACAUUGAUGUCCUGGUGUCUGAAUAUCGGGCAUUAAAGCAAGAAGCUAAGCGGGACUCCAAGCCGUACAUUCUCUCGGUGGAAGCAGGCCGGACUCUCCCCGACUUGCGGACUCAAGGCUACACCUUAGCCGUCAGAACCACCUUCCGCAAUCUCGAUGACAUGAACUUCUAUGAUACUGAGUGUGAAACGCACAGGCGAUUGAAGAAAGUGGCAGCACCGAGGCGCCAGGGAGAUGUCUUCGUAGCUUACUUUGCGGACGAGCUUGGUAGUGCCUAA